Molecule: messenger RNA, 3605 nt
Organism: Cyprinus carpio (common carp)
Lineage: Eukaryota; Metazoa; Chordata; Actinopteri; Cypriniformes; Cyprinidae
Product: alkaline phosphatase
Biological process (GO): dephosphorylation
Cellular component (GO): plasma membrane
Molecular function (GO): alkaline phosphatase activity
Source: RefSeq, a predicted model, not a curated record
GCAAUGAAUACUUUAUUUGCAGUUUCAAAAUAAUGUAAGGUCCCUUUUCAUAAAAUGAAGAUGUAAAGGAAGAUUGCCUCCAUCGGUAAUAACCCUAAUCCUCAUCCUCCUGAGUGCGUACUUAGAGAACAGAUCUCAUUCGCAGUUCAGCGUGUCGAAAACAAGGAUAGCUGGUUACAUAUAUGUUUCUGCUUUGGACGGGUUUACUUCCAAAAGAAGAACAUCUCUACAUUCUGAUGCCAUGAAUCGAGAAGGAGUGUCGGUUUUGUUGACAACUUUAUUCUCCAGUUUGCUGCUGCUUUGUGUUUUGGCACUGCUGUGUUUCUUCACCUGCAGACUAGCUUCAAGAGUUCUGCCAGUUGGAGCCCCACUUCGUUUUUGACAGAGCAUGUGAAUGUGCCUCAAGUCAUGAUCCUGGAGUCUUCUGACAUCUUUGGAAAAUGAAGGUCGCUGUACUCGUUAUCCUCAGUUGCCUGGUUUGGGAAGGAAUGGCAAAGCCUGAAUUUCCAGAACAAGAGAAGGACCCUGGUUUCUGGAAGGAAUGGGCACAGAGGACACUAAAAAAUGCUUUGACCCUCCAAGACCUCAACAAGAAUGUUGCCAAGAACAUCAUUCUUUUUCUUGGUGAUGGCAUGGGUGUACCUACGGUCACAGCAGCACGCAUUCUAAAGGGUCAACUGAAUGGACAGAAUGGUGAGGAAACGCAGCUAGAGAUGGACAAAUUUCCCUACGUUGCCCUCUCUAAGACAUAUAACACCAAUGCUCAGGUCCCAGACAGCGCGGGCACUGCCACAGCAUAUCUGUGCGGGGUGAAGGCCAACGAGGGUACGGUUGGAGUGAGCGCAGCAGCUGUGAAAUCCCAGUGCAAUACCACUCGGGGGAACGAGGUCACUUCCAUUCUUAAAUGGGCCAAAGAUGCAGGCAAAUCAGUGGGAAUCGUCACAACAACGCGAGUGAACCAUGCCACUCCGAGUGCGGCGUAUGCACACUGUGUAGACCGGGACUGGUAUUCAGAUGGAGAAAUGCCUGAUGAAGCACUCCAGAACGGAUGCAAGGACAUCGCCAGACAACUCUUUGAAAAUAUCCCUGAUAUUGAUGUGAUUAUGGGGGGUGGGCGGAGAAGUAUGUACCCCAGAAACACACCAGAUGUGGAAUACCCAGGAGAAAAGAAACACAACGGUACACGCAAAGAUGGCAGGAACCUCGUGGGGGAGUGGACUGACAGAAUGAAGGACAAGAGAGGUUACUAUGUGUGGAACAAGAAGGAUCUAUUUUCUCUGAAUCCAAACAAUGUGGAUUAUCUUUUGGGUCUUUUUGAGCCAGCAGACUUGCCUUAUGAGCUCGAGAGAAACAAAGAAACCGACCCUUCCCUCACUGAGAUGGUAGACGUGGCCAUUAAGAUCCUCCAAAAAAAUGAACGUGGAUUCUACUUAUUGGUGGAAGGUGGGCGCAUUGAUCACGGACACCAUGAUGGAAAAGCCAAGCAGGCCUUACAUGAAGCCGUGGAAAUGGACCGGGCCAUUACCCGAGCUGGUCUCCUCACCAGCAUUUAUGACACACUGACAGUCGUCACGGCUGAUCACUCUCAUGUCUUCAGCUUUGGAGGCUACACACAUCGGGGAAACUCAAUCUUUGGUUUGGCCCCGAUAAUAAGUGAUAUUGACCAGAAGCCCUUCACAUCCAUUCUCUAUGGAAAUGGCCCAGGGUUCAAGUUGGUUAACGGGGCUAGAGAAAAUGUCUCAACUGUGGACUUCAAGCAAAACAACUACCAGGCGCAGGCUGCUGUUCCCUUGAGCAUGGAGACUCAUGGCGGUGAAGACGUGGCGAUAUUCUCCAAAGGUCCCAUGGCUCAUCUUCUUCAUGGAGUCCAGGAGCAGCAUUACAUUCCCCACGUCAUGGCCUACGCAGCUUGCAUUGGCCAAAACAAAGACCACUGCCGUACAAACUCCGGUUCCCCUUUUCUCAGUCACAUCUCCCCAACGCUGGCCCUUCUUCUCUCAGUUAAAUGGCUUCUGUGCUGACCCCUCUUCUCUGGAUCCUCUCUUAUCUUAUCAUGAGUAGAUCAGAAACUAUCCUAACUGGUUCUCUCAAGGGGAAUUUAUGAUUUUUUGUAACGUGAUCAGACGAUCGGAACCAGUUAUUGUAUAACAAGCUCACACUACACCAUUUUAGCUCUGAGAUUUUGUGAGGUCUGUCAAGUCACAAAACUUGUUCAAAAAUUUGGGAUCAAUAAGUUUUUUUUUUUUAAGAAAUUGGUAGUUUUAGUUAGCAAGGACACAUUAAAUGUAUUAAAAGUUACAGAAACUUUGUGUUCACAAAGUGACUUUCUGUUCAUUAAAGAAUCCUGAAAAUAUGAUCAUGGUUUCCACACAUAUAUAAAGCAGAACAGCUAUUUUUAACAUUGAUAAAAAUAAGAAAUGUUUCUUGAGCUGCAAAUCAACAUAUUAGAAUGAUUUCUGAAGGAUCAUGUGACACUGAAGAUUGGAGUAAUGAUGCUGAAAUUGCAGCUUUGCAUCACAGGAAUAAAUUACAUUUUAAGUAUUAAAACAGAAAAUAGUUAUUUUAAAAUGUAUCUAUAUUAUGAUUUGAAUGUAUUUUUUAUAUAAAUAAAUGCAGAAUAAAUGCAGCCGUGCUGAUCAAAAGAGGCUUUCAAAAUUAUAAAACAAAAAAAAAUUUCUUACUGUACUAUAUAUUAGCAGCAGAUGAUUUCGUGAGAAUUAAAAAAUAAAGUAUGUUUAUAAGAUGUACAGAAUAAUUACAAUGCAAUGCUUUUCUGAUUAUGAGUGCUUUGGGCAAUGAGUUUGAAAUUUGUGUAGUGUGAGCUUGGCAUUUUUAGUUACCUUAUAUUUUUCCCCCAAAAAAUCAACAAAGCGAUAAUUAAAUGACUAGAAAUAAAAAAAGAGGAAAAGAAGACAGUUUGUGCUUAUUAGAGAAUAAUUUUGUGACAUACAGUAUCAUCAGGACUAACACAAAAUUGACUCUACUUAUAAGGAUUCACUCAACAUUUUUCUAUUUUUUCCUACAUUUGAAAUCAAAUACAGUCUACCUCACUAACAUGUAAUGCCUUAAGUGCAUUACAUUCCCCUGUGAAGACCAGUUCAAAAUUUCCAUCAAAGCAAGUCACAAAUUUAAAGCAACCAUUACUGUUUUAAUUGUUACUUUUUUAGAAGGACUAUUUUCUUUUACUAGUCAAGUCAUGUUUGCAUCCCUUGUAUGCAAAGUAAAAAUGUACAUUAAUGUUUGAUUUGGAAGUGCUUGAUUCAGAUUAUACUGAUUUAUCUGCAACAUAACUGUAUCUGUAACCUGUUUGAACAUCGGACCAAAUGUGAUGUGUUUUUGAAAUACUGUUUACCAUGCCAUGUUUUCACAUUAUUGAAUGCAGAAUCCGAAUGAUAGUUGUGCAAUUGUUGUUUGUUUAUAGCUUCUGUGAGUCUCUCUAUGAAUGUAGGCAAUUCAUGUAUAAUGGCAAAAAUAUGGAUUUAAGGUAAAUGUUUAUUUUCCUUGGCUAUUCACUUGGACCCAAAUCCAAACAUUCUGUUAUAGCAGACAUUGCAAGUCAUUAAAAAAUACAAAGAAUAAAGAACACAAUAAAGAAGAAAAAAAAA